Messenger RNA from Glycine soja, 1533 nucleotides. Its product is annotated as GDP-mannose 3,5-epimerase 2-like. Gene Ontology annotation, molecular function: GDP-mannose 3,5-epimerase activity; NAD binding. Bases 171 to 1301 code for a protein of 376 amino acids. NCBI's taxonomy places the organism in Eukaryota, Viridiplantae, Streptophyta, Magnoliopsida, Fabales, Fabaceae. The transcript is spliced from 7 exons. The record is from RefSeq and is a predicted model, not a curated record.
AAAAUAAGGUGACAUUCAAAUAAGAAGUGAUAAAUGAGUGGCUCUGCCUUCCCACUUCGGCACUCUAUUCUAUAUAUAGCAAUGGCAUCCACCACACAUGCAUUCCAAACCCAACCGUAUCCUUCAUUCUUCUCCUAAAUCCUAAUCCUUCUUCACUUUCAGUUCUCAGCAUGGGAAGUUCUGGAACAACCGACUAUGGAGCAUACACAUACCAAAACCUUGAGAGGGAACCUUACUGGCCCUCUGAAAAGCUCAGAAUUUCCAUCACUGGGGCUGGUGGUUUCAUUGCCUCACACAUUGCUCGCCGCCUCAAGACCGAGGGACAUUACAUCAUUGCUUCUGAUUGGAAGAAGAAUGAGCACAUGACUGAGGACAUGUUCUGCCAUGAAUUCCAUCUUGUUGACCUUAGGGUCAUGGAUAACUGCUUGACAGUUACCAAGGGUGUGGACCAUGUUUUCAAUCUUGCUGCUGAUAUGGGUGGGAUGGGUUUUAUCCAGUCCAACCACUCAGUCAUUAUGUACAACAACACCAUGAUUAGCUUCAACAUGAUUGAGGCUGCCAGGAUCAAUGGUGUUAAGAGGUUUUUUUAUGCCUCUAGUGCUUGUAUCUAUCCUGAAUUCAAACAGUUGGAGACAAAUGUGAGUUUGAAGGAGUCUGAUGCCUGGCCUGCUGAGCCACAAGAUGCAUAUGGGCUGGAGAAGCUUGCAACAGAAGAGUUAUGCAAGCAUUAUAACAAGGAUUUUGGAAUUGAGUGCCGGAUUGGGAGAUUCCAUAACAUAUAUGGUCCUUAUGGGACAUGGAAGGGUGGAAGGGAGAAGGCUCCUGCUGCUUUUUGUCGCAAGACACUUACUUCCAAAGAUCGAUUUGAGAUGUGGGGAGAUGGAUUGCAAACAAGAUCCUUCACCUUCAUUGAUGAGUGUGUUGAAGGUGUACUGAGAUUGACUAAAUCAGACUUCCGGGAGCCAGUGAAUAUUGGAAGUGAUGAAAUGGUCAGUAUGAAUGAGAUGGCAGAGAUUGUUCUUAGCUUUGAGGAUAAGAAUAUACCAAUAUACCAUAUUCCUGGCCCAGAAGGUGUUCGGGGCCGUAAUUCAGACAAUACAUUAAUCAAAGAGAAACUUGGCUGGGCUCCAACUAUGAAGUUGAAGGAUGGGCUGAGAAUUACAUACUUUUGGAUCAAAGAGCAGCUUGAGAAAGAGAAGGCAGAAGGUGUUGAUUUAUCAGGCUAUGGAUCAUCCAAAGUGGUUCAGACUCAAGCCCCAGUUCAACUUGGCUCGCUACGUGCUGCAGAUGGCAAAGAAUAAAGCUGCUAGUGCAAGGGAUGUUCGGCAGUUGCAGCAGAUGGCAAAGAAUAAGAGUGAACAAUGCAUUUCCAAGUGAAGGGCAGGCUUUUAUGUUGCUAUUUUGUAGAGAUCUAUGGUUACAGAUUAGCUAUUGAAGUUAGUUUUGGAACUUGUUCAUGUAUUUGUAACGGAUGGUGUUAUGUUCUUGUUUUGUUUGAGGUAAUAAUAAUAACUGCUGCUUAAGGUGAUGUUA